This is a messenger RNA of Thelazia callipaeda (thelaziosis nematode), 402 nucleotides long. Lineage: Eukaryota; Metazoa; Nematoda; Chromadorea; Rhabditida; Thelaziidae. The record is from the annotation of a GenBank genome assembly.
AUGUUAGUUACAGCGAGUAUGACGAAUAGUAGCGGUGGACCUAGUGCAGAACUGACAUGGCGAUUGAGAGCAAUUUCUGAGGUUGAGCAGAAGAUAGCAGAUUUGAUAAAACACGCACAAACUUGUAUAAACGAGCUCAGCAAAGAAAAACAGGCAAGAAAGUUGAUCAGCAAAUCCAAAAUGGAGGAGGCGUCGUCAGCAUUCAAAAAGUGCCUUAAUUCAAUUGAAACUGAUUUGAACAGCCAGUUGCAGUACUUAAGUCAUGUUUGCGUUGGGACUCCUCAUCAAGGAUCAACUUUUGCUAGUCAACAAAAUAUAGCUUUAGCAGAACGUACAUUGGCGUCAUUGAAAGAGAACUUAUCAUUUAUACAACAAUUUUACGUUCCAGCAGCAAAUGACUGA